This is a messenger RNA of Sphaeramia orbicularis (orbiculate cardinalfish), 2773 nucleotides long. RefSeq names its product Tnf receptor-associated factor 5 (gene traf5). The record is from RefSeq and is a predicted model, not a curated record. Gene Ontology annotation, molecular function: thioesterase binding; tumor necrosis factor receptor binding; zinc ion binding. Gene Ontology annotation, biological process: regulation of apoptotic process; regulation of canonical NF-kappaB signal transduction; signal transduction. Lineage: Eukaryota; Metazoa; Chordata; Actinopteri; Kurtiformes; Apogonidae. Gene Ontology annotation, cellular component: cytoplasmic side of plasma membrane; plasma membrane signaling receptor complex.
UGUGUACUGUUGUGUAGUGUGUAGUUGUGUACAUUGUUGUGUAGUUGUGUAGUGUUGUGUAUUGUUGUGUAGUUGUGUACUUUCAGCAGGUUUCGGUCUGAUCUGAACCUUCAGUCAUUUCCUGUCGCUGCCGUUGCUCCUCUUCUUCCUCUUCUUCUUCCUCCUCCUCCGAAUCCGGAUCGAUUCUGACCUGGAUCGGCUCCGGGUCGACCCAGACCGGUGGACCGAAGGACAGACCGGCAGACGGUUUCGGUCGGACUGAAGUGACUCAUGGCUGCAGCAGAUCCAAGGCCAACAGGACCUGAUGAGUCCAGAUUCAGAUCUGAGGAGUCCAGGAUUGGGUCUGAGGAGCCCAGGAUCAGGUCUGACGGGUCCAGGUUUGGGUCUGAGGAGUCCAGGAUCAGGUCUGACGGGUCCAGGAUCAGGUCUGAGGAGUCCAGGAUCAGGUCUGAUGGCUCCAGGUUCGGGUCUGAAGGGUCCAGGUUCAGGUCUGUGGGCCUUGUGCGCUCCUGGGAGUCAGAGCUGGCGACCAUCCAACACUCUCUGAAGUUCGUGCUGAAGCUGAAGGAGGAGUUUGUGUGUCCGAUCUGCAGAGGAGUCGUACUUAACCCACAGCAGAACUCCUGUGGUCACAUUUACUGCUUCCAUUGUGUCCAGGACUUGCUGCUGAGCUCGUCUCCUUCCAGUCCAGUUUGUCCAGUAGAUGGCGCCGUCAUCACACCUGCUGAGGUUUUCCAGGAUAACUGCUGCAAAAGAGAAAUCUCCAGUUUGGAGGUUUAUUGUACCAACGCUCCGUCCUGCAGCUCCAUCAUGACUUUACACAACCUGCAGGAGCACCUGAGGUCGUGUCCAUACGAGCAGGUGCCCUGCACCAACCCAGGCUGCAGGGCGGCGCUACAGAGGAGAUACCUGCACCAUCACAUGACCAUCUGUCCACAGCGUAUGGAGGCGUGUCCACACUGUCAGCAGCCGCAGCCGCUGAGCCUCAUGGAGGAUCACAUCCAGAGGUCCUGUUCACAGGUGAAGGUGGACUGUCCCAACAGCUGCUCCAUGAAGAUCCUCAGACACAUGGUGACAGAACAUAGCGACUCAUGCCCAGAGGUUCACAUCGAAUGUUCCUACAGGAGGUUCGGCUGCUUUGUCCAGGGGAAACAAGGCAGAGUGAAGCUCCGGGAAGAGGCUGCUGUCAAUCAUCCCAUGCUGUUGGUUCUGAGGAGUAACGUCGACCUAGAACAUCAGGUGGAGCUUCUCCAGCAGGAGGCACUGUUGAAGCAGCAGGAGGUUCAUGCAGACAGUGUUCUGCUCACUGGUCUGCAGAACCAGACCCGACCUCUGCUGCAGAAAAGCAACAGCCACGAACACAAUGUGACGACCGUCCAGAGGGCUCUGAGCAGGCAGGAGGAUGUUCUGUCCACCAUCCAACUGGAUGUCCAGCAGGUGUCCCGGACACUCGGUCCUGGUCUGGAAGAGUUGGAGCAACUCAGGAGUUCUCUGGAUGCUGUGAUCCAGGAGGUUUCUGCAGCCGAGGCCCUCAGAGAACAACUGGGAUACAUGGAGGAGAACCUGAAGCGUCACUCUGGCCUCCUGGAGCUUCAUGUUGCUCAGCUCGGCCACAACAAGCAACGCCUGCAGGAACUUGGAGCCACGUCCUACAACGGCAAACUCAUCUGGAAGAUCCAGGACUUCAGGAAAAAGAGCGACGCAGAGGUCAAAGGUCAGAGCCCAUGCAUCACCAGUAUGCCGUUCUACACUGGACGUUGUGGCUACAAAAUGGCGGUGAAAGCAUACCUGAACGGAGACGUGGACGGCCGAGGGACUCACCUGUCCCUGUACGUCGUCCUGAUGCUGGGAGACUUUGACGCUCUGCUACCGUGGCCUUUCAGACAGUAUGUGUCUCUGUCUGUUAUGGAUCAGAGUGGAUCAGGGAACCACCGGACCCUCAGCUUCAGACCCGACCCCGCCUCCAAAAGCUUCCAUCGACCCCCGUCGGAGUCCAUCAGCAACGUCGCUGUGGGAUUCUCCUGCUUCAUCCUCCUGAGUGAACUGGAAUCGCCUCCAAACGCUGUGUACCUUAAAGACGACACAUUGUUUGUCAAAGUGAAGGUGGACAUGGCCGGCUUAGACCUGUGACAGCUUUAGGGUUCACUUAGUGACAUCUGCUGGUAGCAUAAAGAAUUACAUAGAUCAUUACUGAUUAAUUUUAACCAAUAAAAACCCAGUGUUAUAGAAUAAAAUCAACUUCAGUCCAUGAUCAUCUUGUCAUGUGACGAAACUGAGCUGGGUGGAUUUUAUGGAUGUUGUGAUAAAAUCAAAUUACGAUUCUUUUCUGUCAGAUUAAAAUUAAUUAAAUUUAAUUAAUAAUUAAUUAAUAAUAAUAAUUAAUUAAAAUUAAUAUUACAAUAUUUUAUUGUUGCUGCUCAAUGUUUCUGUGAAAAACAUGACUCAGGAUUUUAACUGUGUAGCACAAAUAAAGUCUGAUUAUUUUUUUUAUAAAAAACUCUUGAUAAAACUUGUAUUUACUUUGUCAUGACAGACUUUUACAAAUGGAAACAUAAAAUAUGUUCAUAUUAUAGGAUGGGUUGGUCUGAUUAAGAUGUUGAAUAGAUGAAUCUGAAUCAAAGAACAAACCCUUUCCACUGUGUUGUGGGAAGAUGCUUGCUGAGGCAAGUUUAGAUUGUGGUGAUGUUUUACACAGACAUACUUCUGAUGAACUGGACGUGCUAAUCACUCAGCUCUAAAACUUAUUACUGGUGACAAUCACUCAUCAUUGUGA